GUGUGUAGCUGCUGUCUCCACUUAAAAGAAGUGCAGAAUACUGACUAAAGAUGUCUGGCCGUGGUAAGAAAGCUGUACCCAAACCUUCAAAAUCCUCAGUGUCCCGGUCUUCGAGAGCUGGGAUCACUUUCCCGGUGGGCCGCAUCCAUAGGCUUCUGAGGAAAGGCAACUAUUCCCAGCGAGUUGGCAAUGGCGCUGCUGUUUACCUCUCAGCCGUCCUGGAAUACCUGUGUGCUGAAAUCCUGGAGCUGGCAGGAAACGCUUGCCGUGACAACAAGAAGCAUCGCAUCGCUCCUCGCCACAUCUUGUUGGCAGUGAAAAAUGACGAAGAGCUCAACAAACUGCUGGCAGGGGUCACGAUCUCAGAUGGUGGCGUCAUCCCAAAUAUCCAGGCAAGCCUUCUACCCAAGAAGACCAAGGUGUCCAAGGAUGACAGUACUGCUAAAGACCUUGAGUCUCAAGAGUUUUAAUUGUGGAUUUAUCUUAGUUUUGCAAAUUUUAUCAUAAUAAAGUCUUAUGUUUUUCAA
This is a messenger RNA of Morone saxatilis (striped sea-bass), 527 nucleotides long. RefSeq names its product histone H2A, sperm. Bases 51 to 470 code for a protein of 139 amino acids. Gene Ontology annotation, cellular component: nucleosome. The transcript has 2 exons. Gene Ontology annotation, molecular function: DNA binding; structural constituent of chromatin; protein heterodimerization activity. The record is from RefSeq and is a predicted model, not a curated record. Lineage: Eukaryota; Metazoa; Chordata; Actinopteri; Moronidae.